Cheilinus undulatus (humphead wrasse) is the source of this 2358-nucleotide messenger RNA. RefSeq names its product Rh blood group, D antigen (gene rhd). The coding region runs from base 52 to 1344 and encodes 430 amino acids. NCBI's taxonomy places the organism in Eukaryota, Metazoa, Chordata, Actinopteri, Labriformes, Labridae. The record is from RefSeq and is a predicted model, not a curated record. Gene Ontology annotation, molecular function: ammonium channel activity. Gene Ontology annotation, cellular component: plasma membrane. Gene Ontology annotation, biological process: ammonium homeostasis; ammonium transmembrane transport. The transcript has 10 exons.
CCAGACCAUCGUCAGUCUGAAGAGAAGUGGACGGUGUAGCCAACGUCAGUGAUGGCUCCUCGGUACGCACCAAGCCUUCGGUGGCGCCUGGCGCCUUUGUUGCUUUCUCUGCAGGUGGGAUUUAUUGCAGUUUAUGGCUUUUACACCGAGAUCAACAGCAAUGAAAACAUUCACGGGAUUACAUUCAGCAACUUCUAUCCAAGCUUACAGGACUUGGAUGUUAUAGUGUUUCUAGGGUUUGGAUUCCUAUGCACUUUUCCAGUGCGUUAUGGUUUCAGUGGCUCUGGGUUCAACUUUCUUGUAGCUGCAAUGACCACCCAGUUUGCCAUCAUACUCAAUGGAAUUGAAUCCUGGUAUUACAGAGGAAAGAUCAGAAUUGAUCUGAAAAGCUUAGUGGUUGCUGAGAUGUGCACAGUAUCAGCCCUCAUUUCUAUUGGUGCUGUGCUGGGGAAAACUAACCCUGUGCAACUCAUCCUUAUUGCCUUGCUUGAGGUGUCUGGAUUUGUCCUGAAUAAAUGGAUCCUUCAAACUCUGCUGAAGAGCCAACCUUUGAACAGCAUCAUGCAGCUUCACAUCUUCGCAGCCUUUUUUGGACUCACGCUUACCUGGAUGCUGUAUAGGAAAGAAUCUGAGCAAGGAUUUGAAAAAGAGAAAUCUGACCACAAAACAAGAUUGUUCUCCAUGUUGGGAACUGUGUUCCUCUGGAUGUUCUUGCCGACUUUUAAUUCGGUGCUUGUAGAUGAUGCUGUGAGGAAGAUGGAGGCAGUGUGCAGCACCUACCUGGCUCUAGCUGUGAGUGCUGUAACGGCUGCAGCCGUGUCUGUCCUCUCCAGUCCCAAGGGAAAACUCAAUCCGAACCAUAUGCAGACAUGCAUCCUUGCUGGUGGUGUUGCUGCUGGGGUUUCCAUUUCAGUGAUUCAUCAGCCAUGGGAAGCCAUGACUAUCGGACUCACCGCAGCCCUCAUCUCAACCAUUGGAUUCAGAUAUCUCAAGGUCCACAUGCUUCUGGCAUUUCAGUGCCAUGACACUCUUGCAGUCCUCAGCACACAUGGACUCCCUGGUCUACUUGGAUGGCUGGCACAUCUCCUCCUUCAGCUUAAAGACUUUGACAAUCAAACCAUGAGAAUCCGGUUUGCCAUUUUUCACAUUGGUACACUUCUCACCACCAUCACUCUGAGUCUGUCCAUGGCAGUUAUUACAGGGCUUUUAGUCAAACUGAACUUCUGGAGACCAACCCCAGACAGGAAAUGUUUUGAUGAUCAGGCUUUCUGGGAGUUUCCUCAUCUUGCAGUGCUAAAGUACAGUGCGAAGAAAGAAGCCAGUGCAGCUCAAUCCUUGGAAUAAAAACCAUUUUUUUGUUUUGCUUUUUUAACAAGUAUAUUCAAAUUGAUUUUUCUGCAUGGAAAACAAUGUUUUCAUAAGUGCAAAAAUACAUAAAUGAAACUUAUUUUCUGCUCCUUCUGUUUUGGUUUGAUAAUGAUGUAGUUGCCAGACACUCCAGAUCUUAUAGUUUUGACUGUACUAAAGAAAAUAGGUAACUGUUGUCCCUUAAAGUCCCUGUAAAGUGAUAGAAAAUAUCUGCAUUUUAGGUUUGUUGUAUGACAGGCAUAUGUGUUAUGAACCACCAGGCUAAAAUUUAGUCAUGAAAAACAUCACUAAGGUUAUAAUAAUCAAGCUUCAAAGUCAUGAAAAAUGAGGCUGUAAAACCUGUUCUAGGAUGAUGUGGGCGUGUCAGUUGAAUAAGCUGAAGCCACACCCACUCACAAGAAAUAUGAUCCUCUCAAAUUUUAAAAAGAAAAAGAUUCUGAUCACAGAACAGCUGCCUGGCUCUGUGCUCAAGCAGAAAGAUAGAAGCUGGGGAUUAAAUUUACUGUUUUCUGGAACAAAUCUUUCCAUUAUGAUACUUUUAUUGACCCACAGGUUAUUGUGCUUGAUAGAUUUGUGAAAUUUGCCUCACAAUGAACAAAAACAGCAUGUAGCUGGCUGUUAACUUUAAUGAAGGCAGUGACAUCAGCUGGCAACAGACUGUAUCGAGAUGAAUUGCCUGGUGAUUUUAUAUCAUUGUAGUGCUAGAGGGGUGGGGUAAUUCCCCAUCAAGACCGUCGAUGUCAUGGGCUCCUAUAUUUGCCCUGCUCAAGUACAACCAAGCCAGGAAAGAGGUGAACAACUUUCUAAGUCUAAAUUCAAGAUUCACUCACGAAUAGAUCUCAGUGUUUUCAUGUAUUCUCUGGAACCCUACUCCAACAUAUCUAGUGUGAUAAGACACAAAGCUUGGAUUUCCCUUUUUAAAGACUCUACAUAGAAUUUUUCUGGUAAAUACAUUCACAACAAAACUGAGAAACACUGAAAACCUUGUUG